This is a messenger RNA of Humulus lupulus (European hop), 2258 nucleotides long. RefSeq names its product pentatricopeptide repeat-containing protein CRR2, chloroplastic. Bases 137 to 2113 code for a protein of 658 amino acids. The transcript has a single exon. Gene Ontology annotation, molecular function: zinc ion binding; protein binding; RNA binding. The record is from RefSeq and is a predicted model, not a curated record. Gene Ontology annotation, biological process: RNA modification. Lineage: Eukaryota; Viridiplantae; Streptophyta; Magnoliopsida; Rosales; Cannabaceae.
GAAUAUGAUCGAAAGAUAUCCACCAGCGCAGGCAAAACCACAUAGUUCAUACUACAUAGAAUUGGCCCAAACAAAAAAAGUUUGAGGGACAAUACAAAGCCUUUCCUCGCGAGGGCACAAAGAAUUAUCUCAUGUGAUGUGGGUUUUCCCCUCCUCCCAAACUCUCCAACCACCCUUCUUCCCCGCCCACUUCAACUACCGUGCUCGUAACUGUCAAAAAUUGCCAGUUUGCUCCUUAUCCUUACAGCAUUCGGUCUCUACUGCUAAAGAGAUUGGUGACAAGAACAAGUUGAUUCAGUCUCUGUGUAAACAGGGCAACCUUAAACAAGCCCUUCGACUCCUCCCUCACGAGCCCAAUCCUACCCAACUCACCUACGAGCUCUUAAUCUUGUCCUGCAUACGCCAUAACUCGCUCUCUGAUGGGCUCGUCGUUUAUCGCCACCUCGUCGAUGAUGGGUCGGACCAAGAUCCUUUCCUUGCCACCAAACUUAUUAAUAUGUACUCAGAGUUGGACUCCAUUGAUACUGCGCGUAAGGUGUUUGAUAAAACUAGGAAGAGAACUAUAUAUGUUUGGAAUGCAAUUUUCAGAGCUCUGACUUUGGCAGGUCAUGGAAUAGAAGUUUUCGACUUGUAUCGUCACAUGAAUUGGUCUGGCACUCCUUCUGAUCGGUUUACUUAUACGUAUGUAUUGAAAGCUUGUGUUGCUUCAGAGUGUUCGGUUUCUUUGCUUCAUAAAGGUAAGGAGAUUCAUGCUCAUAUUUUUCGUCAUGGGUUUGAGGAUUAUGUUCACAUUAUGACUACUUUAGUGGACGUGUAUGCUAGAUUUGGGUGUGUUUCUUAUGCAAGUUAUGUGUUUGGUGAAAUGCCAACGAGAAAUGUUGUGACUUGGAGUGCUAUGAUUGCUUGUUAUGUGAAAAAUGAGAGACCCUUUGAGGCUUUGGAGCUUUUUAGAGAAAUGAUAGCUGAGACUGGUGAUUCGUUUCCCAAUUCAGUGACAAUGGUCAGCAUUCUGCAAGCUUGUGGUGCACUUGUUGCUCUUGAGCAAGGGAAAUUGAUCCAUGGAUACAUACUUAGAAGGGGACUUGAUUCUAUCUUGCCAGUUAUGAGCACACUUCUGUCUAUGUAUGCAAGAUGUGGUAAGCUUGAACUUGGGCAACGUGUUUUCAAUUUAAUGGAUAAGAGGGAUGUUGUUUCCUGGAAUUCGUUGAUCUCAAGUUAUGGGAUCCAUGGACAUGGGCAAGAGGCAAUUCAAGUUUUUAAGGAUAUGAUCUCCCAUGGAGUAUCACCAAAUCAUAUAUCAUUCAUUAGUGUUUUGGGGGCAUGUAGUCAUGCUGGUCUUGUCAUGGAGGGCAAGAAGGUAUUUGAUUCCAUGGUUAAGGAACACAGGAUGUAUCCUAGUAUGGAGCACUAUGCUUGUCUGGUGGAUCUUCUUGGCCGAGCCAAUCUACUUGACGAAGCAGCCAAAGUUAUAGAGGAUAUGCGAAUAGAGCCGGGGCCAAAAGUUUGGGGCGCUCUUCUUGGCUCUUGCAGGAUUCAUUGUAAUGUUGAACUAGCAGAGAGAGCAUGUAAAAGGCUAUUUGAGUUGGAGCCUAGGAAUGCUGGGAAUUAUGUGCUUCUAGCUGAUAUUUAUGCUGAAGCAGGUAUGUGGGAUGAAGUGAAAAUAGUAAAGCGGCUUUUAGAAGUUAGAAAACUACAAAAGGUCCCAGGUUGUUGCUGGGUCGAAGUUAACAAAAGAGUCUACUCAUUCAUGUCUAUUGACGAGUUUAACCCGCAGAGUGAACUGGUUCAUGCGUUGUUGGUGAAUUUGUCAUCAGAGAUGAAGGAAAUGGGAUAUGUGCCUCAAACUCAAAUCGUGCUGUAUGAUCUUGAGGAGGAAGAGAAGGAGCGUAUUCUAUUAGGCCAUAGUGAAAAAUUAGCUGUUGCAUUUGGACUAAUCAAUACUACUAAUAACAGGGAAACAAUUCGAAUCUCUAAGAACUUGAGGCUAUGUGAAGACUGUCAUUCUUUUACAAAAUUCAUCUCCAAAUUUGCAGACCGAGAGAUUGUUGUUCGAGACGUGAAUCGUUUCCACCAUUUUCGAGACGGAGCUUGUUCAUGUGGGGAUUACUGGUAGUUCCAUGCCAAGUUCUUGUUCAAACUUGUAAUUAUUUCCUUGUUGAGGAAAAAAAAGACAGACUUCUCUUUCUAUGUUGCAUACUACUUUAACGAAGUUUUGUUAGGCUCACACGUUGAUUCGAAAUCUAAGUUUUCAUUUCUUA